Penicillium riverlandense is the source of this 2505-nucleotide messenger RNA. RefSeq lists its product as uncharacterized. The record is from RefSeq and is a predicted model, not a curated record. NCBI's taxonomy places the organism in Eukaryota, Fungi, Ascomycota, Eurotiomycetes, Eurotiales, Aspergillaceae. The transcript has a single exon. Bases 1 to 2505 code for a protein of 834 amino acids.
AUGACUGACACUUCAGAGUCAUCCCGCAGGCGUCCGACCAGCGCCGCCUCCCACCUCCAGUAUCCAACCCUUCCGCCGCUCUCAGCCCCCGUCGAGGAGUGGUUAUCACGUUCACGACCAAGCAGCAUGACGUCAGAUCGACUGCCCGACCAUCCGCUCAAGACUCUGAGCGAGAGCUGGGCCACUCUGAGCGUGUCCGAUCUACACUCAGAGGACGGCAGUCGUUCCGAGCAGACAGAUGUGGGGUCUCUGAUCGAUCAGACCAGCCCCGACGACGUUGCAAGCCUCGACGGCCGGUACAGUAGCAGUGAUGCCGAUCCUCAAGACUAUGGUGGGGCCGACUUGAAUGACGCCGGGGACGAUAUCCAGAGCUCCAUCUCUGGCUCUCAAGAGCUUCCUACACUCUACGCCCAAGGGGGAAGUCCUAUCGACGAUAGCAACUUGACCACGAAGCCUGCUCUUCCCCACUCCCUGGACUCUAUUGAGUUCGUGGAGCCCGAGAAAUGGCCUGAGAUACAAGAACGAGUGGAGCUCAAGCAUACUAUUCGCGUCUUUGAGGGAGCAGCAGCCUCAGAAUUGAAGAGCCGACUUCCGUACAACCCAACCGAUGCAAUCCUGAUGGCCACUGUCCAGCAGACUAUGAUCAAGCAGAGCCUCGACCUAGAUAAACCUUUCCGGGUACUGUACAUUGGACACUCAGGCUUCCGAAACAUCAUUCUUGACAAAAUCGGUGACGUCCUGGUAUCCAGUUCAUGUCCCACUUCAGAUACAAGCUCGGCCGAGUCCUCCCGGUACCAUGUUGUGCCGACAUCGUUCGGGGCCGGAGCCGUGCCCAACUUUGCAGAGCUCCUCCCGAUCCAUGUCCAACUUGUGGUCGAUGAGUGUCUGGAAGCUACUGCCGGUCUUCAGGAGAAUCAACCCAGCACAGUGAACCUGAGGUUCAAGAAUCGUCCGCCUUGCACCUCCUCCUGGACCGGAUCGGAAUACUCUGUCUCAUCCACGACGGAAUGGACUCUGCCCGAUGUGGCAAUCUUGUUCGUGUCUUCCAGUGAUGAUAUGGCCGCCGUGAAAACCCGGCGCCUGGCCCACAGCUUCCUCGAGCGGCAUGGAAUCCCCGCGAUGGUGAUCUCAGAAGAGGAGCCUCUCUGGAAGUUUCCCAGCGAAAUCAUCGCUCUGAAUCACAACAGCCUUCACAUGUGCCUGGAAUCCCGGCUUCCUCGAGCGGGAAAGACAGUAGUUCUUAGACGAUACCCCAUUGACUUGAAGACGUUUGAGAGCAUCACUCCCGGUCAGCUGAACCGAAAUCUCGCUUCGCUUGUGAGUCUGUAUCCAAAGAAGACACACAAAGCCACAUCCGAUACCCCGAAGACUCUUGAUCAUUACUCAAUCUUUGAUCUCGAAAAGUACCCAGGUAAUUGGAUCCCCCAUUCCUACACCACGCGGGCUCGCGAACUAGCCCCCAUGUUGCGUCUCGUCACUCUCACCCUGAUCUCGGCCAUUGCGCUGUCAAUCGGAUAUGCAGCUGUAAAGACGAUGGUGCUCUUCCUCGCCCAGUGGGUGGCUGGAUCGACUGCAACCAAUUCAUUCUCCCUCGCGACAAACUACAACACUCCCACGGCUGUCGUGACUUUGGACCAGCUGAAGCAGACCUCGCUCGCGGUACGGCCACCAGGCGAUGUUCCGAGUUUGCGCAUCCAUUCAUCAAAUGAAGCUACGGGACUCACGAUCCCGGUCUCAAAUUCACCGGCGAGAACCAAUGCUUUUGAAAUACAGGUCGUCGGAGACUGUCAUGUAGUCAUCAAACCUCCACACAGCUUUACAUCCUCCAAGAAGCAACCACGCUUCAACGUUAGCGUCCACCGGCACAACCAGGUGCUUCCAUAUGAACUAUCGCAGAUCUUUGACGGUGUGUACUCGCUGAAGCUGGCUCGCGAGGAUGCCUACAGCGUGGUCAACGUGACCAUUGUGGCCAAGUCCAAGUCGCUGCUGAACCAAACCACAGCCGUCGACUUUGGGACUCCCUGGCUGAAGAUCGAAAGCUGGAGGCGGGCGGCGCAGGACGUCUCUUCGCACCUCGUACAGGACUGGCACAUGGCACAAACUGGCCUGACGGAGGUGUAUGGCCGGUUUUCUACUGAUCUACAGGUGCUCGUCGGGGACGUGGUCAAGAGGUCGCAUUUCCUCCGCCAAGACGCAGAACGGCUCCGCCGCGAGGGCAUGCAUGUCCGGGACACUGUCCUGUCACGAUCCAAACAGCUCUCCGAGGUCUUCUCCCAGACUGCCGUCCAGCGGUUCCGCAGCGUCUCUUCCGAACUGCAGCGUCGGUCUGUCCGAGUGAACCGCGAGGCCAAGGUGCUAGCCAGCGAUGUGUGGAAUCGUCUGGGAGAAUCAGCGGCCAAAGUCGACCUCCGUGCCGUGAUGGAUCGUGUCCGCAAUGUCAGUAAAUGUGCUGCGCUAGAUCGAGCGCAGACGAGGGCUCGUUACUUUGUGGGACGGGGAGGGUGA